AUGGGGCUAGCAAAUUUACGUGUCGCGAAGACUCUGAUGAGACUUCUGGCGAUAUGGCAACUUUUGAUUGUAGCAGCCACAGCCAAUAAUAAUACUAAACGGUUAGAAACUACGUCGUUGUUGACAUGCAUGGACAACUCACAGUUCACCGCGUCGUACUUUGACGUCAAGUUUUACCCUUCGAACUCGAGUGUCGUGUUUAAUGUCGACGCGACGACGACGAUAUCGGAGAACAUUACCGCGAAAUUCCAAGUCAUUGUCUAUGGGCUCAAUAUCAUGGAAAAAGAGAUCAAUUUGUGUUCGUUGGGUCAAAAGGCCCUGUGUCCUCUUAGUGCCGGUCGUAUUGAUGUCAGUUCAAGUCUGACGAUCGAUACAUCAGUUAUUGGCGAUAUUCCCGGCGUGGCUUACACGAUUCCAGAUUUGGAUGCUCAGGUGAGAGUAUUGGCUUAUGCAACGAGUGACACAAAUUAUGAGACUCCUCUUGCGUGCGUGAUUGCCUUUUUGGACAACGGGAGAACCGUGCAAACCAAAUACGCAGCGUGGCCCAUCGCGGCCAUAUCAGGUGUCGGUGUCCUGACCUCUGGUCUCGUUUCUGUCAUGGGUCAUUCGACAACUGCUGCCCACAUCGCUUCAAACUCCAUCUCGCUUUUCAUAUAUUUCCAGAACCUUGCCAUCACGUCAAUGAUGGGUGUGGCGCGGGUUCCCCCAAUUGCAGCGGCAUGGGCGCAGAAUUUCCAAUGGUCCAUGGGGAUCAUUAAAGUAAAAUUUAUGCAAGACAUCUUCAAUUGGUACGUUCAAGCAACUGGCGGUUCAUCGACUGUCGUUGUAGCGAACAAAGAUGUUUUAUCGAUUGCCGUUCAGAAGAGAAAGGUCAAGAGAGCUGUCGUCGAAGGCGCAAAAAAUCUUUAUAAAAGAUUUACCCUCUCGACUUCGUCAGACUUUGAUUUGAGCAGUAUUCUCAAUGAGCCAUCUCUCUACACCACCAAUGAAAGGAACUCCACCAAUUAUGCUUCCAAGACUCUUGUCCUUCACGGCAUUCAAAGAGUGGCCUACAAAGCCCAGAUUGAGCUCUCAAAUUUCUUCCUGACUGGAGUUGUCUUUACCUUUUUCUUUGUCUUUGUCGUGAUAGUGGCUUUGAUGUUUUUCAAGGCACUUGUAGAGAUUUUGACGAGAGCACGCGUUAUGGCCGAGACUUCCAGGUUUCAUGAGUAUCGGAAGAGUUGGGGAAACAUCAUCAAAGGUACACUGUUUCGGCUAUGCAUCAUCGCAUUUCCUCAACUCUCGAUUCUAAGCAUUUGGGAAUUUACACAGCGUGACUCGCCGGCCGUGGUUGUAGUAGCAGUUGUGGUUUUGGCCGUCGUUGGUCUUCUCCUACUAUAUGGUGUUGUGAGGGUCAUAGUAAGAGGAAGAGAGUCUUUGAAGCUUUACAAGACUCCCGCUUAUCUUCUAUACGGGGACGCGAACUUUUUGAAUCGCUAUGGGUUCCUCUAUGUUCAGUUCAAAGCUGACAUGUACUGGUGGCUAAUACCCUUGUUGGCCUAUUUACUUUUGAGAUCUCUCUUCGUUGCGGUACUUCAGGAUCAGGGACGUGCUCAAAGCGUCGUGGUUUUUGUCAUCGAAGUCGUCUAUUUUGUGGCAAUUUGCUGGGUGAGACCUUACCUUGACAAAAGAACCAACGCUUAUAACAUCGUUAUUCAUCUGGUGAAUUUCCUCAAUUCCUUGUUCUUCCUCUUUUUCUCGAACAUCUUCAAGCAGCCUCAAAUCGUCUCAUCUGUCAUGGCCAUCAUAUUGUUCGUCCUGAAUGCAGUUUUCGCGCUAUUUCUAUUGAUCUUUACGAUUGUCACUUGCGCUUUGGCUUUGAUAUACAAGAACCCUGAUGCACGUUACCAACCUAUGAAAGACGAUCGGGUCUCAUUUAUUCCCAAGGUUCAAACAAACGGUGCUGCUUCGAAGUCGGAGACGGAACUUUUCGAGCUGGGCAAAGCUGCGAUGGUUACAAACGAAGCAAAGGACUCUUCUGGAAAUUUGAGCAGCUCUUUGAAUCAAAGCAGUAGUAGUGGCGGCAGAAGACUUUUGUUCGCUGAUGAGAUGGACGACUCCUCAGAGUACGUCGGACUCAAUAAGGAGGAAGGCCGGGGAGGCAAUUUUAAUAACCAGAAGGAGACAGAGCCAGUACAACCCACUUCAGCUGUAUUGGGCGGUGGGGGGUUUAGCGGCGCUUAUCAAAAAGUUCCCACAGCGCCAUCUAGCCGUGGUGGUGCCCAAAACUUGAGAGCACCAGAGAGUUCUUUUAUGAAUCACAGCAACACAUCCUACCAGGGCUUUACAAACGAUAGGAAUCCUUACUCGAAGGGGAACUCUUAUUUGUAG
This is a messenger RNA of Lachancea mirantina, 2370 nucleotides long. Lineage: Eukaryota; Fungi; Ascomycota; Saccharomycetes; Saccharomycetales; Saccharomycetaceae. The record is from the annotation of a GenBank genome assembly.